Messenger RNA from Vicia villosa (hairy vetch), 1921 nucleotides. RefSeq names its product glycine-rich cell wall structural protein 1-like. Bases 701 to 1921 code for a protein of 406 amino acids. Lineage: Eukaryota; Viridiplantae; Streptophyta; Magnoliopsida; Fabales; Fabaceae. The transcript has a single exon. The record is from RefSeq and is a predicted model, not a curated record.
UUUAAUUGCGAAGUAAAGAAUCAAAUUAAAUACCUAAGAAAAGUAGUAGGGCGAAUUUAAUUUUACUCUGAAAAGUAGCUCGGAAGACAACAUUCGUCGGUAGGGUUGACCAAGUUUAUAUGCAAGCCAGCCUAGACAUGAAUGGUUACCAUUAUGGGAAAAAACGGUAGAACUACUGCAAAUCUUACACCCCAAUAAAUAUACUUUAUUGUAGUAAAAAAACAGUUCUACACACUGUUUUUUCAGGACUAUAUUUAGAAGGGAACUCAUUUUUAAGCAUAUAUUUUUGCCGACAAAUUUUACAUGUUACUACAUUUUAUUACAAAAUCAAGUAUAAAGUAUGAAGGCCAAUAUUCAACGUGGACUUAUGUAUAAAUCACAAACUAAUGAUCUGCAUUAUUGUGAAAAGCAAAAAGAGUGAUAUCCUACCAGGUUACCAAAUGCAACCAGAGUCCACGUUGGACUUUUGAAGCUCAUUAUUGUUCCACUUGUUAUCCUUUAAUGCUUUCCCCUACUCCCCCAACGGUUCAGAACACGCAAUCUUUAAUACACACUGAUAUUUGAUGAGGCCUAUAAAGCACAUUGAACAAUAUCUCUACAAGAUAUCAAGAGUAGCAAAUUGACAGUUUAUCCAAAGAAAAAAAGAGCAGCAAAGUGUAAGAAAAAGUGUGAAGGAGUUUUUCAAUUCAAUUGAGCAUUAAUGGGAUUCCAAGGGAAAUGGCUUUCUGUGAGUGUUCUACUUCUUUGCAUUGUUUUUGAUCUUAGUAUUCUUACUCUUGGUGAUCACAAGCUUGACCAAGAAAGGUAUGGAGAUGAUUGUCGAUUUGGACGUGGACCUCGUUGUAGAGGUUGGGGUGGUCGUCGCGGUUGGGGUGGUCGUCCCGGCCAUGGUGAUUUUGGAGGUGGAGGUGGAAGAGGAGGGGGCUUUGGUGGUGGUGGAGGUCUUGGUGGUGGCGGUGGUGCAGGAGGAGGUCUAGGUGGUGGUGGAGGACUUGGAGGUGGUAGUGGUGGUGGAGGAGGUAAUGGAGGUGGUGGAGGUCUUGGUGGUGGUGGUGCAGGAGGAGGUCUUGGUGGUGGUGGAGGACUUGGAGGUGGUGGUGGAGGAGGUAGUGGUGGUGGAGGUGGAUUAGGUGGUGGGUCUGGACAAGGUGGAGGAUUUGGCGCUGGUGGAGGUGUAGGUGGUGGAACUGGAGGAGGUAUUGGAGGUGGUGGAGGAGGAGGAAGUGGUGGUGGGGGUGGAUUAGGCGGUGGAUCAGGUCAUGGUGGAGGUUUUGGUGCUGGUGGAGGUGUAGGUGGUGGAGCUGGAGGAGGACUUGGAGGUGGUGGAGGAGGAGGCAGUGGUGGUGGAGGUGGAUUAGGUGGUGGCUCGGGGCAUGGAGGAGGAUUUGGAGCCGGUGGAGGUGUAGGUGGUGGGGCUGGAGGAGGUCUUGGCGGUGGAGGAGGAGGAGGUAGUGGUGGUGGAAGUGGAUUAGGUGGUGGUUCAGGACAAGGUGGAGGAUUUGGCGCUGGUGGAGGUAUCGGUGGAGGAACUGGAGGAGGCAUUGGUGGUGGAGGAGGAGGAGGUAGUGGUGGUGGAGGUGGAAUUGGUGGUGGCUCAGGACAUGGUAGUGGAUUUGGAGCUGGAGCUGGUGUUGGCGGAGGUUCUGGAGGCAUAGCUGGUGGCGGUGGGGGAGGAGGAGGUGGAGGAGGAGGAACAGAUGGAGGUUCAGGACAUGGGGAAGGCUUUGGUGCAGGUGGUGGGGUAGGAAGUGGAGGUGGCGCAGGUUUAGGUGGUGGUGUUGGUGGAGGUCAUGGUGGUGGUGGAGGAGUUGGUAUAGGAAUUGGUAUUGGAAUUGGGGUUGGUAUAGGUUCUGGAGCUGGCCAAGGAUCUGGUACGGGAACAGGUUCUGGUAUUGGCGGCGGAAGUGGGGCUAAACAUUAA